GCCUCACUGAAGAACGAGACCUCCUUUCGACUAAGAUACUUUUCGUGUCGGUGUUGCGUUCCAACACCGUUUGGCAACAUGAACUUAUUUGACCUGUGUGUGUUGAUACCCAUGACGUAUAAGUUCUGACCCUAUUUGACUAAUUUUAGCAAGUUGGCGACCAACACUGAUUCCACACAAAAAUGAACUCUGAAGUUCCUCAGAAGCAGAUGUUUGCCGUAGAAGUUCCGGCAAUAGUGAACAACGACGGAAAGCUCCUUGACAUGCUUGGUGGGUUGGACGAAGUGCUCCGGGUUUUUGACUCGGAAAAACUUCGUUUGAGGUUACGCUUUCGUCCCAAGAUGAUUUUUGCUAAACCAGCUUGUGGCGACCCAUCUCAAGUUACUGGUCUGGUGCUCUCCGUGAAGCAGUACAAAAACCGCCUCACAGGUGAGACGAAGUUGGUUCCCACCGUCAUUGCCCGUGUACCUCGGAUGUACACAUUUGAAACUAUGGUAGAUUUCCAGUACGGUCCUUAUGAGCGCGUAAACAACGAGACACCCCCACCACCCUCAACCCUAAAAGGUGAUGAUAAGUACCGUGUGUUCUACGAUGAUUUGAUCAUAAAAGAACCUACCACUACUUGGACUCGUGAUGAUAAGUACCGUGUGUUCUACGAUGAUUUGAUCAUAAAAGAACCUACCACUACUUUGGACUCGUUCCUCUCAAAGAACACACCGCUCUUCCUUCCGCCUAUCCAAUUCUCCCGACAGGAUCUCCCAUUCAACUACAAUUUUGCACCACGGCAUCGGUCUUCCGAGUAUAUAGAAUUAGAAGAGAAAUGUCAUAUCCUUCCUGUCACUAUAUGGAGCGAGAUGGCUCAGUGGUUGGCGCGCGAAUUUACUGACUGGAAGGUCCGUGGUUCGAACCCGACCGAGGCCUCUCGACUUUCCCUGUCUAGGCUCGGGCAACCUGGUAGUAUCCCAGCCCUCAUGCUUCCUCCUGUUCACAUGACAUUUAGGCACUGA
Molecule: messenger RNA, 1007 nt
Organism: Opisthorchis viverrini
Lineage: Eukaryota; Metazoa; Platyhelminthes; Trematoda; Opisthorchiida; Opisthorchiidae
Exons: 5
Coding region: 183-1007 (274 amino acids)
Biological process (GO): transcription initiation at RNA polymerase III promoter
Cellular component (GO): transcription factor TFIIIC complex
Source: RefSeq, a predicted model, not a curated record